Messenger RNA from Cottoperca gobio, 3615 nucleotides. RefSeq names its product up-regulator of cell proliferation-like. The transcript has 9 exons. Bases 1 to 3522 code for a protein of 1173 amino acids. NCBI's taxonomy places the organism in Eukaryota, Metazoa, Chordata, Actinopteri, Perciformes, Bovichtidae. The record is from RefSeq and is a predicted model, not a curated record. Gene Ontology annotation, molecular function: protein binding; GTP binding.
AUGGAUUGUUCAGAGGAGGACAAACGAAGGGCGAAUGUGGAGACUCUCAUGUCUUUAUUCCGUGACAAAGACUCGUCAGGAGAGUCUGCUGACUCAAAGGACAAGAAGGAGCAAGAGAAAAGGGCGAAUGUGGAGACUCUCGUGUCUUUAUUCCGUGACAAAGACUCGUCAGGAGAGUCUGCUGACUCAAAGGACAAGAAGGAGCAAGAGAAAAGAUCGGAGCUAGCCGCUUUGGACUUCAUUGAGUCAGGCUUGCCUUCAAAGGACAGCACUCUUCCUUUUGGCAUCAAAUCCUCCGUCAAUCUCCUGAACCACAUGCACAUGAAAGUGUGCUACGUGCAGCAAAAGUCUCGAGAUUCCCUCGGUGUGACUGAUCAGAUGCAGGCCCUCAGCAUUUAUGAAAAGGGGAAACACAUAGGCCAUGAAUCCAUCUUGGAGAGGGAACAUCGUUCUCCAAGUCAGAUUUCUGGUGGUGUGAAACGCCAGCUCCCUAGACUACCUGAGGCAGGUGAAUACAUCAAAGUGGUGCCCCCUCCUGGUAAGAUAAAGUUCAAGUCAGUGAAGCCAAACUCUGUGCACCUGAGCUGGGGGCGGCCGGAUGGAGUGGAGGGGCCCAAGAGCUUCAGAGUAAAGUGGAGAAAAGCAGGGGGGAGUAUGAAGUUGAAAGAUCCCUACAUCAUCAAAGAUUGCUAUAACUUUGAAAUAAACCACCUUCAACUUGGACAGCAGUAUUCAUUCAGUGUGGCCACAGAAGACGAGGGGGGUCAUUUAAGUGAAUGGAUCGAGGCCUCUGUUUCCACAGCGGUACCAGCCCCUCGACACUUAACAAAAGAACAUUUAGAGGGCACGUCUGUGUCCUUGAAAUGGACCGAUGGGGACAACAUGGAGGGAAUUACACAUCAGUUCCUUCUAACUCUCAAAAGUGAAGGCAAAGAGCCGCGAGCAAUACACACCGAAGACUGCUCCAAGAAAAUCUGUGAUUUAGAGCCAGACACAGAGUACAUCAUCGCUGUAGCGACAGUGCUGAACACUCAGCUCAGUGAUCCGGCCGUUAUAACUAUACACACAGAGCCGUGUCUCAGGGAGGUGCUGUCAAAGAUCGGACUUGAAGACCAUUAUGACAACAAGCUCACACUCAGCACUGUUCUGGAGAUUAAUCAAAAUGAUACAUCAGAGAACAAACUUGAAAUGGCAAAGUCACUUCCUGAGGCCUUUUUGAGGAAACUUAUGAUGUUGGACGCAAAUGCUAGAAGUGACAAAUGCGUGUCUAGUGAUGUGGACAAGAGAAACGCCAUCAAUCCUCUGGACGUGAUAACUGCGUUAGUUCUCUGUUCCGACAGCUUUCUUCAGCAGGACAUGGUUGUGAAAAUGGCGCUCUGCCAGUUUGCGGUGCCGUUCCUCAUGCCCAACUAUGAAACAAGAGAAAUCACCAUGAUGCUGUGGUCCAUGCGCGAAAUUGUUCGGACCUUCCGACCAUCCACACAGGCAAAGUUAAGCUGUGAAGAAAGAAUUGUGCUCUUUGAUAUUCCCCUGGUGUCGUUCGUCAGGCUGGGGAGGACGACCUCGUCCAAGUCUCAGAUUCUGAACAAACUGCUCAGCAACACAAAGGAGUACCAUGACAUAUUUCAUCAUCGUAAAAUGGUGUCUGGUGAUGUACCCAGGAGGAUUUCAGACGGGCUAGUUGAAAUUAGCUGGUACCUCCCGUGUGGGAUCAGGAACAUAGACAAAUUCCCUGAGCCUCUGGCAGUCACCAACCUCCGAGGAGACAGCAGGGCCUUUGAAAAGCAAUUCUCAUUCCUCUGCCAGACAUCUGCAGUUGUGUACAUCUUCUGUGAUGAAUCAGAAACUGACUUCUUCAAGAAUCUGGAAGGAAAGGAUGUGAAAGCCAAGGUCAUUUUGAUUAGCAGCGUAGGGAAAACCUUUACACUCAAAAUGAUGACAAUGAAACCGAGUUUAAAGACCACUAUUGUGGACGAGAAUAAAAAGAAUGAUGAAGAGCUGAUGAAGGCUCUCCAGAAAUCAAUCUCUGAGAUGCUAGAAAGGUCGCCACACAAACUGUCAUUGGCAAAUCUGGCUGACAGAGCUCGCUGCUGUGAUAUCCUUGUUGAUGAGGAUCGUGAUGAAUGCCAUAGUGCAUCGAAGACUGCGGGAAAAAUCACCAAACAAGUCGCUAAAACCUUCGAUUUCAAAGACCAACAACUGCCUUCCCAGGGACACAUCUGGAAAGAACUUUCGUGGCUGGAAACUGAGUGCUGGAGACUGCGAAAAAUUGGAGACCAGAACAUUAAGGUCUACCGCAAAUAUUUGAAAACAGAAGAAAAACCUCUUAAAAAGAAACUGCAAAGAUUUGAGAUGACAGCUGCAAUGCAAAGUUUCAUUCACGGGGUCACCCCAGAAGUGCAACGCUACUAUUUCCUUAAAUGGCUGGAAAUGGAUUUGGACAAUCUGUCCCGGCACCGCCUUUCAGCUUUGCAGGACAGCUACAAAGAGCUAAGCGAUAAAUUGCCUCAAAACUCAGAAAGAAUUGCAGAAAUUGACCAGCAAAUAUCAGUUUGUUCUUUACGCCUGGAGCACUUUUUCCGAGAGUGUGGUCAACUGUAUGAAUGUGCGGAUCACCUGCCAGAAGGCAGCCGUCAGAGAAAAACCAUGGAACAACUCCCCGCAAUUUGUGCUCAGAUGCUGCUGGAUGGUUUCCCUCUUGAACUCGUUGAUGGGGAUGUAGCAAACAUCCCGAUGAAAUGGAUCACCGAGGUGCUUACGGAGCUUCACCACUCCAUGCAUUCCAACAGUAAGCUCAAAGUCAUCACAAUCAUCGGAGCUGAGAACUCAGGAAAAUCGACUCUGCUCAACAGCAUGUUUGGGGUCAGAUUUGCUGUCAGCAAAGGAACAUGCACCAGGGGGGCGUUCAUCCAGCUGAUCAAUGUCAAUAAAGACGUCAGAAUGGAACUGGGGUGCGACUGCAUCAUGAUCAUCGACACCGAGGGACUGAAACCGAAUCAGAUGGUUCAAGAUGAUCACAGCCAUGAACGUGAUAAGGAGGUAGCGAGCCUCGCUGUAGCACUAAGUGACGCCACAAUCGUCAGUGUUCCCCAGGACAACUUCAGAGAGAAAGACAUCUUAGAGAUGGUGCUUCAUGCUUUCACAAGGUUGAAGGAUGUGGGAAAGAAGCCACUGUGUCAUUUUGUGCAUACCAACAUGUCGGACAUGCCUGCUGUAGAAAGGAAGAAGAGAGGUAAAGAGUUGGUGGAACAGCUCAAUGAAGUGAUCCGGAAGGACACUAGGAUGAAGAAGGACAACAUCACUAAGUGCUCAGAUGUGAUGGAGUUUGAUCCAGACACUUCCAGUUGGUACAUUCCUCCGGUCUGGCACGGGACUCCGCCGAUGGCACCUUUCAGUGUUGACUACAGUGAGACGGCGCAAGCAUUGAAAAAGAGACUGAUCCGGGACCUCAAAAAGCACCAGGGAAGAGGCGAUCUAAUACACUUCAUCAGCAAUGUAGAUAGAUUCUGGAAGGAUUUGUGAGAAAUUAAGCUGCAUCUGUGGAAUUCCCUCCCGGACCACCUGAAGGCUCCACAGGUCACAGACUCCUUCAAGAAGGGCCUAAAAACCUUUCUU